Aureococcus anophagefferens is the source of this 1332-nucleotide messenger RNA. RefSeq lists its product as hypothetical. NCBI's taxonomy places the organism in Eukaryota, Pelagophyceae, Pelagomonadales, Pelagomonadaceae. Gene Ontology annotation, biological process: dephosphorylation. Gene Ontology annotation, molecular function: phosphatase activity. The record is from RefSeq and is a predicted model, not a curated record. The transcript has a single exon. Bases 1 to 1332 code for a protein of 443 amino acids.
AUGCUGCUCGUGCGCGGCAACAUGCUCGUGCGCGCGGCGGCCUGCGCCGGCGCGGGCCUGCUCGGCGGCACGCGGCGCUGCUCGGCGCUGAGCGCGAGCCCGAGCGCGGCGCCGGAGGGCUACGAGCUGCUGCACGUGAGCUGCUACUUCCGCCACGGCGCGCGCACGCCGCUCUUCGGCCUCGACACGCCCGUCGUCCAGGGCCACGCCUGGGACGGCUGCGCCGCGAGCGCGCGCCUCUCCGCGGGCAUCGACGCGGGCGUCGACGACGUCGUCCGGCUGCGCGGCCGCGGCACGACCGCGGCGCCGCCGCCGUCCAUGGUCGACGCGAAGCAGCGCGAGACCGUGCUGCCCGGCGGCGGCCGCGCCGGCGAGCUCACGGCCGUGGGGCUGGCGCAGGCGGAGGGCCUGGGGCGGCGCCUGCGGAGCCGCUACGCGGCGCGCCUCGGCGCCGACGACCCGGCCUUCUGGGCCGACCGCGUCGAAGCGCGGACGACGCACGUCGCGCGCUGCGCCCUGACGCUCCGCGGCGUCCUGGUCGGCCUCGGCGCGUCCGGGCCCGUCGACGCGGACGCCGCGCACGCGUCCGAGGAGACGCUCACUCCGAACCUCCGGCGCUGCGACCGCCUCAACGCGUUCUGGCAGGAGCUCCGCGCCCAGCGCCGCGCGGCGCCGCCGCCGGACAAGGGGCCCGUGGUGGACUCGUUGCUGAAAAAGGUCCCCGCGGACUCGGGCUUCGACUUCCCCGUGCUGAACGUGCCGCUGAAGGACGCGUUGAUCGCGCUCGCGUCCGAGGGCGGCGCGCUGCCCUGGGGCCUCGACGUCGACGAGCUCCAGGCGCUCGACGACCUCGCCGCCGCCGAGGUCGCGACGCUCCUCGGCGUCGGCGUCGACGACGCGGACCAGGCCGCGGUGCUCCGGCUGGGCGCGGGGCCGCUCGUCGCCGAGCUCCGGGCCGCGCUCGCGGCCGCGGCCGCGGCGGAGACGCCGACGCUCCGCCUCAUGUCGGGCCACGACACGACCGUCAAGCCGCUCCUCGUCGCCCUCGACAUGUACGACCACAAGUGGCCGCCCUUCUGCGCCUGCGUCGCGCUCGAGGUCUACAAGACGCCGCACGGGCGCGCGGUCCGCGUGCUCUACGACGGCGCGACGGCCGGCGCGUGCUACGGCGCGCCGACGGACUUUUACGUCGCGCUCGACUUCGAGGAUCUGGAUGCGUUCCUCGCGAAGCUCUCCGCGGUGGCGCUCGAGGGCGCCGCGUGGUCGCGCGCGUGCGCGGCGGGCGCCGGCGCGGUCGUCGGCGACGCGGCCGCGGGGGGGAGUUCGUUUUAA